GUCUAUUGAGAGGUCAGGUAUGGUUGAGGUAAAGGCGUUCAAACCGUAUAAGCAGAGGCAUCGUGCUCUGGUUCUAGUCAGUCUGCAAAUUGGCCGGCGUUGGCUCUGAACUUCCUGCUUAUCCCAAGGCUCCACCUCUUCUUACCUUAUGAGCGUUGAUGUCUAUCUAUGUACUGAUAUAACCAUUGUAUAUCUCCUUCCCUUAUUUAACAUAAUAAUAACAUUAAUUAUACUAUCCACACACACUCUCUUACAUCGCAUGAACUCUGAUUCUGAAACCCUAGUUCCACGCCAUUGCAGCUCCUUCACAGCCUUUUUUUUUCUUCUCUUCUCGCCUUGAGUCUCUGGCAGUUACGAAACUCCGACACAGGCAAGAUUCCUCUGACAAUGCACGCUUCUCUUGGAUUUUUAGCUUUAUCUGUUUGAAUUCCCCAUAUUUUCAUCGACUCGGAAGUUCAGGAAAUUACUUUUGAAUGGAUGAUAUAAACGAGGUGGAGAUGGAGGAUAGAGAAAUACAGGGGUCAAGUUUGGCGGUUGAUGGACAAGAUUCUGAGAACAACCUGGUUGAUGCGACAGUUGAACCCGAAAGUGAAGAAUCACCUCGCUCUGAGGAUGCAGGUGACCAAAAUACCAACAGAAGAUGGGAGGAGGAGAAACAACCUAGCAAAAAUGAGGCUGAAGGCGAAGAACCUAAUGAAAAUGUAGUAGAACCACCUCUAGAAAUGCCUGUGAAUGAGGCCCACCACAGCGACGAUGAUGGAUUGGUAAAUGUACAAGGGGAGCUUGACCAUAAAACCACUGCCGGUCCAGCUGCUGUCGAUGGUGAUGCUGGUCUUAGUGAAGUUCCAGAUAGUAAACAUGAUUGUGAUGAUACUAGUAUUGCAAAUCAGCAUGAACUCACUACACCCAAUUCCAUUGUGAAAUGUUCAAAUGCUAAAGCUCAAGAUGACACCAGCGAAACACCCAAGAAUUGGGUGAAUGAAAAGAAGAAGGCUGAGGAUGAUGAAUCUGGAACACCAGAAGACCAAGCAGCAUUUAUGAAAGAUCUGGAAAUUUUCUACAGGGAAAGGGCCAUGGAAUUUAAACCCCCCAGGUUCUAUGGGCUGCCACUAAAUUGCCUCAAGUUAUGGAGAGCCGUCACAAGAUUGGGUGGAUAUGAUCGGGUGACUGCAUCCAAGUUAUGGCGCCAAGUAGGAGAGUCAUUCCACCCCCCCAAGACCUGCACGACAGUGUCUUGGACAUUCCGCAUAUUCUAUGAGAAGGCACUUUUGGAAUAUGAAAGGCAUAAGAGCCAAAGUGGUGAGCUUCAACUUGCUGUUGCUGUCAUCCCCGAGCCUUCAAGUGUUGAAAAUGAGGCAAAUGGUCACCAAGCUCCAGGAUCAGGUAGGGCUAGGAGAGAUGCUGCAGCUCGUGCUAUGCAGGGUUGGCAUGUCCAGCGUCUUUAUGGUUAUGGCGAGGUUGGUGAGCCAAUUAUCAAGGACAAGAACUUCAAUCAUAUGCCGAAGCGUGAAAAAAAUCUUAAAAGCAUUGGUUCACUUAAACACAAAAGAUCAACUGAGGUGGAGCAUGCUGUGAAAGCUGCACGAACUGAAACUGCUAAGCAAUUGGUGACAACAGUUGUCGACGUUGGCCCCCCUGCUGAUUGGGUGAAGAUCAAUGUGCGUGAAAAUAAAGAUUGUUUUGAGGUUUAUGCUUUAGUUCCUGGACUUCUGCGCGAGGAGGUGCGAGUUCAAUCAGAUCCAGCUGGACGUUUGGUUAUAACUGGUCAGCCUGAGCAGCUUGACAAUCCAUGGGGUAUCACAGCCUUUAAGAAGGUAGUGAGCCUACCAGCCAGAAUUGAUCCGCUUCAGACGUCUGCGGUCGUUAGCCUGCAUGGCCGACUCUUUGUUCGUGUCCCUUUUGAGCAGUCCGAAAUGUGAACUUGAUAUGUCCAAAAAUUAACGAAUGGGUUGACCAAGUUUUGAGAAAAAAUCUAACGUCAUUUGAAGUGAUCGAAGUAUGAAGUUCAGAUUGGAGCAAAAACUGGCAUUUGCUGAUUAGGCACGAACUAUCUCAUGAGUAUUCAACUUAUUUUAUAUGUUUGAAUUUUAAGUUAGUUUGGAGGUCUUGUGAAUAAAAUAUAGUUUGUGGUGCUUCUUGUAGGAUAUAUCGAAUUCAAAUUAUUUGGACUUUCUAAUUAUUCUGGUGCUUUUGUGUGA
Messenger RNA from Cornus florida, 2198 nucleotides. RefSeq names its product AT-rich interactive domain-containing protein 6-like. Gene Ontology annotation, molecular function: DNA binding. Gene Ontology annotation, biological process: regulation of transcription by RNA polymerase II. Gene Ontology annotation, cellular component: nucleus. NCBI's taxonomy places the organism in Eukaryota, Viridiplantae, Streptophyta, Magnoliopsida, Cornales, Cornaceae. The transcript is spliced from 14 exons. The coding region runs from base 474 to 1919 and encodes 481 amino acids. The record is from RefSeq and is a predicted model, not a curated record.